This is a messenger RNA of Megalobrama amblycephala (Wuchang bream), 1258 nucleotides long. RefSeq lists its product as uncharacterized. NCBI's taxonomy places the organism in Eukaryota, Metazoa, Chordata, Actinopteri, Cypriniformes, Xenocyprididae. The record is from RefSeq and is a predicted model, not a curated record. The coding region runs from base 21 to 1019 and encodes 332 amino acids. Gene Ontology annotation, molecular function: protein binding. The transcript is spliced from 4 exons.
AAACAAACAUCAAGUGAAGAAUGAAGGCUUUAGUAUGUAUACUGCUGCUGUUGGAAACCUUUGUGUUUGUCGUCCAGCAGCAGGUAGAUGGAGGACUCAAUGAGAAAGAGAUCAGUCAACAGAUCAGCUCUGAGGACGGAAGACCGAAUCCACCUCAAACAGACACUUUGAGAUCUGAAGCUUCAACUGACAGCCAACAAUACUGUUAUCUGUGCUUCCCUGACAUCCAUGCAGCACUGAGAGAACUGACUGCUGCUGUUACAGAGCAGAAAGGAAACAUCAGAGAACUGACCACCACCGUUACAGAGCAGAAAGGAAACAUCAGAGAACUGACCGCCACCGUUACAGAGCAUAAAGAAAAGAACAGAGAACUGACCGCCACCGUUACAGAGCAGAAAGAAAACAUCAGAGAACUGACCGCCACCAUUACAAAGCAGAAAGAAAACAUCAGAGAACUGACCGCCACCGUUACAGAGCAGAAAGAAAACAACAGAGCUUUAGAGACACGACUGAGGGAUGAGAUAAACAAGAAAAAUGAAGAAAUUUUAAAUGUUACUCAGAGUCAAGUGGAGGAGUUGACAAAGGAAAAUAGAGACAGAGAAAUAGCUUUUUCAGCUGGACUGAUGGAAUCUGGCAGUGGAUAUUUUGGACCUUUUACCACUGACAUUACAAUAACAUACAGGAACGUCCUCACAAACAUAGGGAACGCCUACAACCCAGCUACAGGUAUUUUCACAGCCCCACUGAAAGGAGCGUACAUGUUCAGAGUCUCUGUAUUUGGUUAUGGUGGAACUUCAGCAACUGUAUCCAUUUAUAAGAAUGGAGAGCAGGUGGUUGUAGCACAUGAUGUUCAGGCUCAGGAUCGGGUAAACGCCUCGAAUGGAGUUGUGUUGAUCCUGAAGGUUGGAGAUGUUGUCUAUGUGAGACUUUGGUCUAAGACAAGAAUAUAUGAUAUUAGCUAUGAAAACCUCAGCACUUUCAGUGGUUUCCUACUGUUUCCCUUAAGAGAAGAUGAGUGAGCUUUUCAGAAUGUGAUUCCAAUAAUUCUGAACCCUCAGAAUUUGAAAUAGAUUACUGUAUAAAAGUCUGAACUGUCUAUAAAUGUAACUUUGUAUAAACAGUUUCAGCACUGAGAAAGACAGGACCCAUGAAUCUCUCAUGUGACUCAAAAGUGUUUUGUUAAAGUAGUAAACUUGGAAAGUUAAAUAAUACAUUUUAAGUGUAGAUUGUUACUGAUCCUUAAUCUGUAUCUAUUUAU